AUGAUGAUUGUGAAAGGUUACAAUAGAGCCCUGCCAACGUCUCGUGGUAUAGAUACCUACCUGAUGGUACCUAGAUUGCAGUUACCCGGCUGCAAACGCUGCUCCAACCCUCGUGCACACGCCUGCUUCACUUGCGCUGGUGACGUGCGGGCCGUGCCUUUUGCACGCGCACAUGUCUCGGCGGCGGUGCUAUUGUCUCUAUUGUCCUGUGUCACACUGCUCCAACCACCCGGCAAAGCAUCAACAGUGCCGCCAUAUAAAGGUCAAGGCAUCCUCAUAGGCAAACUGAGAAUCUUUGCCAUUCAACAGCACAGCCAAAACACGUCAUCAAGUCCGUCAGAGCGAAAUACCGACAACAACCCAAACGCCGCGAUUAUAUGGCCCUCGCUGCAAGCCAUUCACCAAAGCACCACAUCAGAUAUGGGAAUGUCAGCGGCUUCUCGUCAAAGUGUCCCUUCAUUUGAGCCUGGUCCCUACAGCAAAGCUCAGCUCGAGCACGUUCUUCUUCUCUACUCCACUUCAUUCGACGGUCUUGCCAAGGUCUACAAGGAACUCGGCGUGGUCUACCACGAUCUUCCACUUCACAUUCGCAGUCACUCUCAUUUUCCACAGGAGCUGCAAGAGCUCAGUGCCACAGCUUUCACAUGCUCAGACUCGCGUGAGAUGCCAGACAUGAUUCAAAUCAUGAACCAACUUCGUGAAGGCUUCGCCCGCGCCCGUGCUGCUGUCGUCUCCGGCGAAUGGGCUCUCGCCACCACUCAGCUAUACAUCGCAGCUGGGCUGAUGGCCGAAGCUGAACAUCGAGUGGCAAAGUUGACAUGGGCCAUGUCUUGCUAUGAGUCGUUCAUCGAGAGUCUCCAGUGCAGCGAAGGAGCGCAGGACUCUUACACGCGGUUUGGCCAGGCUAGGCUGGACACCAAUAUGCUAACCGGGCGGACGCUGAUGAAGCUAAAGUGGCAGGAUGCACUGCCAAAGAGUCUGCAAGACGCUGAGAAUGACAAGACCGCCGACAGCGGAUACAAUUCAUCUGAAUGCAUCCCAGAGUCUGACAGACGAGGCCAAGGACUGGAAAUCGUAGUGGUUACCGUGCGCCCGGUCGACCAAGCCGUCGGAGCAUUUUGGUAG
Messenger RNA from Sphaerulina musiva SO2202, 1125 nucleotides. RefSeq lists its product as uncharacterized. NCBI's taxonomy places the organism in Eukaryota, Fungi, Ascomycota, Dothideomycetes, Mycosphaerellales, Mycosphaerellaceae. The record is from RefSeq and is a predicted model, not a curated record. The transcript has 2 exons. Bases 1 to 1125 code for a protein of 374 amino acids.